Molecule: messenger RNA, 2304 nt
Organism: Penicillium griseofulvum
Lineage: Eukaryota; Fungi; Ascomycota; Eurotiomycetes; Eurotiales; Aspergillaceae
Product: WD repeat PLAP family protein
Exons: 4
Coding region: 1-2304 (767 amino acids)
Biological process (GO): proteasome-mediated ubiquitin-dependent protein catabolic process; ubiquitin recycling
Cellular component (GO): nucleus; cytoplasm
Molecular function (GO): ubiquitin binding
Source: RefSeq, a predicted model, not a curated record
AUGCCUGACUUCAAGCUCUCCGCAACUUUGGAAGGCCACGGCGAUGAUGUUCGCGCUGUGGUCUUCCCAAAUCCAAAUGUCGUCCUUUCUGCUUCUCGUGAUGCAACAGUUCGACUCUGGAAGCUCGUCUCCACUCCACCUCCCACAUAUGACUACACCAUCGCUGCCCAUGGCGGUGCCUUCAUCAACAGCUUAGCCUACGUUCCCCCCACAUCCGAGUUUCCAGAGGGUCUUGUCCUUUCGGCUGGUCAAGACGCAAUAAUUGAAGCCAGACAGCCUGGCAAGGGUGCGGAGGAUAAUGCGGAUGCCAUGCUUCUGGGUCACGGUCACAAUGUCUGUGCUCUAGAUGUGUCUCCUGAUGGCAGAUGGGUUGUCAGUGGCAGCUGGGAUUCCACCGCCCGGCUAUGGAGGGUCGGGAAAUGGGAGUGUGAGGUCGUACUAGAGGGACACGAGGCAAGCGUCUGGGCCGUGCUGGCGUAUGACGAGAACACAAUCAUCACAGGCUGUGCUGAUAAGAUGAUCCGAAUGUUCAAUACCUCGGGAAAACUACUUGGAAGCGUACAGAACUCAAACGACGUUGUCCGGGCCUUGUGCAAGCUUCCUGCAUCGAACUCUACAGGAGCCCACUUUGCAUCAGCUAGCAAUGAUGGAAUCAUUCGUCUAUACACACUCCAAGGUCAACUGGUCGCCUCUCUGCAUGGCCAUGAAAGCUUCAUCUACUCCCUUGCUGCGCUGCCAUCUGGCGAGCUGACAAUCACCCAUCCCGCAAUCUCAGUUUGGAGUGUCGCAGCUUGCAGUGAGACCGGUGAUAUCGUCACCGGUGCUAGUGACCGCAUUACUCGUGUUUUUAGUCGAAGCCCUGACCGUCAUGCAGCCCCGGAGGCCAUCCAACAGUUUGACCAGGCCGUUAAGGAGUCAGCUAUUCCGGAGCAACAAGUUGGAAAGAUUAAUAAAGAAGAGCUACCUGGUCCGGAAUUCCUCAAAGAAAAGUCCGGAACUAAGGAAGGUCAGGUUCAGAUGAUCCGAGAGCCUGGUGGUACUGUCAGCGCCCACACCUGGUCGUCAGCGACACAGGAAUGGGUUGCUAUUGGUAUGGUAGUCGACUCGGCUGGUAGCAGUGGUCGAAAGACCGAAUACCAUGGUCAGGAUUAUGACUACGUUUUCGAUGUUGACAUAGAGGAUGGCAAACCUCCGCUGAAACUACCAUACAAUGCCUCACAGAAUCCAUAUGAGGCCGCGACUAAGUUUAUUGGAGACAACGAACUCCCUAUGACUUAUUUGGAUCAGGUUGCCAACUUUAUCACUCAGAAUACUCAAGGUGCCACCAUUGGGCAAGCUGAGGAACCCGCAGGUGCUGAUCCCUGGGGCUCAGACCGACGUUACCGUCCAGGAGACGCCGCGGCGCCUACUGGAGAGCCUCAGCCACCUGCUCCCGAGCCACGCCCCAAGGUGCUCCCUCAGAAGAUCUAUCUCUCCAUCCGCACAGCAAACCUCAAAGUUAUCACGAAGAAGCUUCAAGAAUUAAACGCACAGCUUGUGUCCGACGGAGCAAAGGACGUGGCUUUGAGCCCCUCAGAGGUGGAAACGGUUGUCGCCUUGUGCGGUCAGCUCGAAUCCUCCCAACAGCUUAAAGUUUCACCCGAGGUGGAGUCUGGAGUGCCAUUGAUUCUCAAGAUCGCCACAACGUGGCCUGCUGCCAAACGACUCCCUGGCCUAGAUAUUCUCCGUCUACUGGCGGCAGCCGCGCCAUUUACAGCAUCCGCCGAGUAUAAAGAUGAAAACGUCGUGUCGGGUGUGAUAUCCAGCGGUGUUUUUGAAUCUCCUCUUAGCGUCAACAACGCAAUGCUCGCAAUGCGGACAUUUGCUAAUCUAUUCGAGACGGCCGACGGACGCGACCUAGCCAUAAGCUCAUUUGAUCAGAUCCUGGCAGGAGUAAAGUCUGCUUUGGCCAGCAGUGGAGAGUCACCGAACCGCAACCUUACAAUCGCCAUCACGACGUUGUACAUCAAUUUCGCAGUUUAUCUUACCUCCGAAGGCAGGAACCAAUCUCCAGAGUCCGCGGAGCGAGGUCUGGUCCUCCUAGAGGAACUGACUCGCAUCAUCGCUGGAGAGAAGGACUCAGAGGCGGUUUACCGAGCGCUCGUCGCGCUUGGCACUCUGGUGACAGCGCUCGGGGAAGAGGUUAAGAGUGCUGCCAAGGAGGUCUACGAGGUCGAUGGGGUUCUCACGAGAGCUUCUGCCUCCGGUCCUGGAAAGGAGCCUCGUAUCAAGGGUAUUAUUGCCGAGAUACGGGAGGCUCUCUAA